Solenopsis invicta (red fire ant) is the source of this 2146-nucleotide messenger RNA. RefSeq names its product dynein regulatory complex subunit 5. NCBI's taxonomy places the organism in Eukaryota, Metazoa, Arthropoda, Insecta, Hymenoptera, Formicidae. Gene Ontology annotation, molecular function: protein binding. The record is from RefSeq and is a predicted model, not a curated record. The transcript is spliced from 10 exons. Bases 338 to 1894 code for a protein of 518 amino acids.
AAAAUAUAUUAUUAAAUAAAAAUAUAAUCUCAUUUACACAACUUUCAUAUGCAGUUUAUUUGAAGUGUUAACAUUGAACACAUUCAAAUUUUAUUUACAGGGCCCUGCAUGUCCUAUACAUCCUUAACAGUAUAUCGCACAGGCGCGAGGUACAGUUGAUAUAAAACCAAUUGCAUAGACAACAGUUUUAUUGAUCCACAUAUUUUCGUAUCCCCUGGGUAAGAAAUAGCGAGUCAAAACGGCGAGCGUAUCGUAAAUCAUCUACAGGAGAUAUUUCACGAGCUCUGAUGAAGUAACUCUUGUGCUUUCCAUCUCUGUGCAGAAGCGAACGUGAACAAUGAGGAUCCCGCACACGAUAUCGAAGAACGCUAUAGCCGCUUACAGGUGCUCGCCGGAGAGCACGCAGUUACCGCAAGAGCAGGGAAGAACGGUGCGAGCGGAAGACGCCUCCUGGGACGACGCCGUAAUCCCCGAUUUAAAGAUUCUCGCGCUUCGUGCUAUAGUCUCGGCCUGGAAGGAUAAUCCCGUUCUGGAGGAUCUGCCGACGUGCGCCGACAGAGACGUGCUGCUGGAAACACUGCCGACUGAUCUACCCUUCGAAUUGACGAUACCGAGAAUCGAGGAUGGGUUUUAUUGGGAACGCGCGGCCAAGGACAGGUGGGAGCACAACGAUCCAGGCGAGCAUGGGGGCUCAUGGCGGCGAUUAUAUUGCGAACGUCACUUAGCCGAGUAUCUGGAAACUUUGGAGGCAACCUACUUCGAGCCCCAAAAAGAAGAAUGUGAAAAAUUAAUGGCUCUCGUAAGGGAGCAUGUACACGUCGUAAGGCUUCGUUUUCUCGUGCCGACCAAAAAGCAGACAACGCAAGCCGACGAGGACGAUGAGCCAAUCCCGGAGGAGGAUGUCGCGCAUCACAUUCCCAUGGCACUUAUACUUCCGCAAUUCCCGAAUCUCACCGAGAUUUAUCUCAACUUCGGUAUGAUCUACAUGAACGACGGUUUCGAGUGGCGGGACUUUGAAUUCUCGCUGGAGGAUUGCUUGAGUUUGGGGGAAGGAAUUAAGGCCAGUCCGAAACUAAAGAAAUUCAGUUUGACCCGAAGCAGCUUGGAUCAGCCACGAGUCGCUGCUAUUCUCCAAAGGAUGGUAUCGAACGAUAACAUCGAGGAACUGGAUCUGUCGCAUUGCAAAUUGAUGGAUACCGGUGCGCACGCGGUGGGCGAAUUUCUGUCGAUGCAUCGGAGACUGAAGACUGUGCAUUUAGCGAACAAUAAUAUAGGACCAGACGGAUGUGCCGGUCUCGUUUACGGAUUAGAGAAAACGGACUCGUCGACUCUGAAGAAUUUGAAUCUUCGAUUGAAUCCGCUGCAACAUGAGGGAGCUAAUCACUUAUGCGCUCUUCUGGUGAGAAACAAAACUUUGGAAACAUUGAACAUCAGCGGCUGCGGAUUAGGUCCGGAAGAAGGUAUCGCGUUGGCCGAUGUGCUCACUUCUGGUUGCGUGAAACUCAAAACCUUAUCUCUCGACGUAUCAAACAAUAAUUUUGGAUUUACCGCUGGAGAGUCAUUCGAGGCGGCCGUGGGCUCGUGCCCGUACAUUAUCCACUUGGAUGGUCGAAUGUGCAAUUUCUCGAAAGAAUCGGAGUGCUCGAUCACCGAGAGCGCGCACAGGAAUAAACAAAACGUGAAAAAGGAGAGGGACAAGGUAGCGCUUUUGCAAAGCAGCGACGUCUAUAAUUCACCUAGCGCCAGAAAUCCGCAACAACAGCCGGAAGUCGGGUCGUCAUUUCCAGAGCCAAAAGAUAUUGUGCAACGUUUCACAACGUUUGGCAGACAAAUCGAUACCGACAAACAGGAGAAGAUCAAAUCAAUUUUUAAAGCGAGUAGCUGCGUCUAUUAGGAGAAGAAAACGAGCUUGUGUUGCUCGUGGAAAAUUUAAGACGUCGUUAGAUAGCGACACGAUGUAUCCAGAAGAGUGCUCACCAGACAGGAUUUUCACGUAAUAAAACAAAGACGAUGGUCCGAAUACAGGCUUCGAGGAGCAUCACCAACUUUCGAUUCCAAUCGAUAAACCCAUUUUUCAAAGUUUGAUAUAACACUUGUACUUAUUAAGAAAUGAACACCCCGAAUAAAAUGAUAAAAUUGUGCAGUA